UGGAAUAGAACUCGAUAUUCUAGUCUCGCGUUGCCUCUAUAUAUAUAUAUAUAUAUAAUGAAAUCAGCAGAGCGAAAAGUGGGCUUGCGGUGUAAUUAGUUUUAUAGUUUUGAUGCGAACAGUGUAAACAUACAUAUGCCAAAAAUAUUGUCAAGGCUGAAAAACCAAUUUCAAAUUGCUGCCUGGUCAAUCACAAUAAUUUCAGUGAAGUGCGUUGCCAAGCUCAAACUAGUAACAAGAUUAUAUGGUGCUGUGAUCGAUGAAAGAGAGUGCAUCAAUUGAAGUAAACUAUAUUUAGCAAUCUGAAUAGAAAUGGUGCAGAAGGCAUCAUUAGCACAACUGAAGAGCUUGGAGUGGGGGCGGUUGUUCAACAUGUUCUACAUAGAACCGGUGAUCUUCAUGCUGAUAUUUUCGCACAUGCUGGCAGGCACUGUCAUGCGCAAUCAGCAGAUUUAUCAGACCUGCACGGUGAUAUUCCAGUACAAUGAAACCGAUUGCCAGCUAUUGGACAGCAAAAACACCACCGCAGAAAUACAGGCCAUUGAGACGGAGCUGCAGGCAUACGUGGCCAACAUGUUCCUUACCCGCACGCUCUUCCAGAGCAUCGUGCCCGCCAUUUGUGGCCUGUUCGUCGGUUCCUGGUCGGAUCACUAUGGCCGCAAGCCCCUGCUGAUUGUCUCCAUGGUGGGCUUCUCUGCCUCCGACCUGCUCUCGUCCGUCAUCUGCUGGCUGUCCAGUUACUACCUGGUUAAUCCCUGGUGGUACACCUUGGCAGCCCUGCCGCACUCUUUGCUCGGCGGAUUGUGCGUCUUUUCCGUGGCCGCCUUCUGCUUCAUCACGGACACCACGGACAUGAAGACCAGACCCUACAGAAUGAUCUUCAUGGAGUUGAUAUUCUUUGUGGCCCUCACGAGUGGCUCGUUAUUAUCCAGUUUUGUCUAUGCAGCCACCAGCGCCGCCUUUGUGCAGAGUCUCUCCUGUUUGAUAAUUGUGAUGGCCACACUAUUUAUCAUCUUCUACAUGCCCGAAAGUCUGGGAAUGUGUCCAGAUAAGGACGAGACCCCUGAAACAGCUGACACACCUGAAAAAGAAAAGGAAAUCGUUGUCACAGUUGCGGAUCAGAAAAUGAAUGAAGCAUCAGCGGAAAGCGUCGAGCGGCGUGAGGAUCCGCCCAAAUAUGAGUCCUUAGAAAAACCUCCUUUGGAGGACGAAGCUGAAAGAGCUGGUUUGUUCAGCUUUAAGCACGUUAAGGACAUGUUUAGCACCUGCUUUAGGAGGAGGGAAAACAAUGCUCACACCAUCAUUUGGCUGGUUACUUUGGCCGGCUUUGUCUCGAUUUUCGUCGGCGAUGGCGUCAUGACUGUGUGGUACUUGUUCGUGCGCCAGCAGUUUCACUUCACAGUGCGUGAGUUUACUAUUUUCGACACUGUCAGUCAAUCAGUGCCCAUGUUGGGUGCUAUUUUGGGGAUUCUCAUUCUGCGAAAGCUGUUUGGACUGUCUGUGGUCACCCUGGCGUUACUGUCUCUCUUUUCGGAGGUGGCCAGCAAUAUUGCCCGAGGAUUUGCCUUCCUGCCUUGGCACCUCUACGUAUCUGUGGUCCUCGGCAUCUUUCGCUCCAUUCAGGGACCCAUGUGCCGCACAAUUGUAUCGAAUAUAGUUCCCUCCUCCGACACUGGUAAACUGUUUGCCAUCGGCAACAUCGUGCAAUCAUUCGCCCCCUUUGUCGCCGCUCCUCUGUACACGGCCAUCUAUAAGGGCUCGCUGGCCAGCAAUCCUGGAGGAUUCAAUUUCCUCAGCGCCGCCUUCUACCUAAUAGCGUUUAUCCUGAUUGGCUGUGUGAUGCGAAUUAAAUUCAAACACCGAAACUUCUACGCCAAGACGCUCAAAUAGCCAGGCAAACUGAAUUUCCAUCAAUAUUGAUUGUGGCAAGUUUGCCAACUUUCCACUGCUUUGUUUAUGCUUAAGUCGAAAACUUUGUGUGGCCAGCAUUAAAUAACUGGGUUUGUCUGUA
Molecule: messenger RNA, 2011 nt
Organism: Drosophila teissieri
Lineage: Eukaryota; Metazoa; Arthropoda; Insecta; Diptera; Drosophilidae
Product: proton-coupled folate transporter
Exons: 10
Coding region: 313-1890 (525 amino acids)
Biological process (GO): transmembrane transport
Cellular component (GO): membrane
Molecular function (GO): transmembrane transporter activity
Source: RefSeq, a predicted model, not a curated record